UCAGUUUGUUCAAGUUUUAUUAGAAAAUUCGGUUGAUUAACUUAACCAUGGUUUUCUUGACCACAUGUCUACGGUAUCCUUAUCAAUACUGAUGCAAACUCCCGGGGUGUAAUCACCUUUGAUACAACUAAUCAAUGGUGAUGCGGCGGCAAACCGUUGUUCUUUUUAUCCGCGAAAAUGCACACGCCCGCUUCUGUCACAAGCUUCGCUAGGAUCAUUGAAGAGACGAGGACGGGGCUUUUCGCGGCGAUCAAUGCCAUACCUCUCCCUGGUGCGUAUAUCGAAUAGGAUCCAAAUCCCAUUUUCUCUCCCUUUUCUCCUUAUCUUCAGGUCGUUCCUUGCUUGAUUUGGUUUCGUAUCUCAAUCUUGUUUCAUCGGGUUCUUUGAUGCCCGGACAAGGGUUAUGAUCCAUUUAACCUUUGGACUACUUUUGAGGCGUCAAGUUGCUCACUUCUUUCCUUCGAAUCUGAAGACAAUCAACCCAUGCGGCUUCGGUGGUUUCUUCGUUCCGAUUUCUGGAUUCUGAUGUCAUUGAUGCUAAUUUUGUACAUCAUCUUUGGCUGGAGGAAAGAGUGGGGUAUAUUUGAAGUCAAAAAUAUUUAACAUUGAGCAUCCUUUUCUAUUCGAGCAUUGAAGAUGGAGAAGCUCUAAUAUUUGAGGAAUUUUGAAGCAUUUCCUCGCGCCGAGGAGCACCUAUUACAGGAGACCCAUUCAGGGGCUAUUGAUUGUUGCUUUCUGUAAAACUUCACUCUUCUCGUGCUUCACAUUGUAGUCCUGUUUUUAUGGGUCUUACCGUAAUGGCUACAUUAUUUGUACACGAGAUGCAAUAUUACCUCACUACCCCUACUGUGCAUCAGAUGUCUGUAGAUGUAAAGCAAGGAGAAAAACUUCCUAUUCAUAUAAAUAUGACAUUCCCUUCCUUACCUUGUCAAGUUCCAUGUGACUUUUCUCUCUUUCCAGUUCUAAGUGUUGAUGCCAUUGACACGUCUGGAAAUCAAAUAUUUGGAAGUUGCUAGGUCAUCCAAGGACGGAGCCACCUUUUCAUCUACCUGGGCGAAAUGGAAAAUGUGAGAGAAAAGAGUUAAAAAAAAAAAAUAAUCAAGUAGAUAUCAGCCCGGGGGCUAUUGAUGUCAGUCCGAGGGCUAGCGAACUCUUCCAUGAUUGAGUGUUUAAGCUUAUCUAAAGGUUUUUUGGUCGGAGCGGAGGGGUUGCAAAAUGAGGUAAGGAGUAUCUCUCAAGGUGCUAAGGUUGACUUCAACCCUGGGUUCCUUGAAUUUUUACUUUUCUCCCAAGGUGAGUAUGAGCAAUUCAUCUAGUGAAGAUUUUAGUGUUAAAGCUUUGAACUCAUUUAGAAGUUCUAUAACAUUGUGGAGCGGCGACUAAUUGAGGUUAGUUCUUCAACUGUCGUUUCUUGGGAUUCAAAGUUGUCAUCUAUAUGGGGGGAUUAGGGGCUUGUUUUGUCUUUCAUAUAUUGUUUAACAAGAUUGAGCUUCA
Messenger RNA from Zingiber officinale, 1494 nucleotides. Its product is annotated as endoplasmic reticulum-Golgi intermediate compartment protein 3-like. The transcript has 5 exons. The record is from RefSeq and is a predicted model, not a curated record. Gene Ontology annotation, cellular component: endoplasmic reticulum; COPII-coated ER to Golgi transport vesicle. NCBI's taxonomy places the organism in Eukaryota, Viridiplantae, Streptophyta, Magnoliopsida, Zingiberales, Zingiberaceae. Bases 783 to 1016 code for a protein of 77 amino acids.